Molecule: messenger RNA, 510 nt
Organism: Staurois parvus
Lineage: Eukaryota; Metazoa; Chordata; Amphibia; Anura; Ranidae
Source: the annotation of a GenBank genome assembly
AUGACACUCAUAAAAAUGAUUGCUUAUCACAGUGAUCAUCACUGGGUCGCUCUCAGGAGCUCAGUGGAUUCAAGUGUGGUACCAUGAUAGGUUGCCACCUGUGCAAUAAGUCCAUCUGUGAAAUUUCCUUGCUACUAAAUAUUCCACAGUCAAUUUGUUGUGGUAUUAUAAUAAAGAGGAAGCAACUGGGAACAACAGCAACUCAGUCACUGAAUGGUAGGCUACGUAAAAUGACAGAUCGGGGUCAGCGCAUGCUGAAGUGCGCAGAAGUUGCGGACUGUCUGCAGAGUCAAUAGCUAAAGACCUCCAAACUUCAUGUGGCCUUCAGAUUAGCACAACAACAGUGCAUAGAGAGCUUCUCUGCAUAGGCUUCCAUGGCCGAGCAGCUGUAUCCAAACCUUACAACACCAAAUGCAAUGGAAAGCGACGGAUGCAGUGGUGUAAAGCACGACGCCAGUAGACUCAAGAGAACGGUACUUGCCUGACUGCAUUGUGCCAAGUUUAAAGUUU